This is a messenger RNA of Archocentrus centrarchus (flier cichlid), 4761 nucleotides long. RefSeq names its product isoleucyl-tRNA synthetase 1 (gene iars1). Gene Ontology annotation, molecular function: aminoacyl-tRNA deacylase activity; ATP binding; tRNA binding. The record is from RefSeq and is a predicted model, not a curated record. The coding region runs from base 58 to 3864 and encodes 1268 amino acids. The transcript is spliced from 34 exons. Lineage: Eukaryota; Metazoa; Chordata; Actinopteri; Cichliformes; Cichlidae. Gene Ontology annotation, biological process: isoleucyl-tRNA aminoacylation.
GACUCCAGCUUGCAUCAUUUCUCGUGUCUUGCCAGCCGGUUGCAGACAGCAUACACUAUGGUGGAGUCGGUUCCUGAGUCCAUUAACUUUCCAUUGGAAGAGGAGAAGAUUCUGCAGUUUUGGAAUGAAAAAGACUGCUUCCAGGAAUGCCUCAAACAGUCUAAGAACAGACCCAGGUACACCUUCUAUGAUGGACCUCCUUUUGCCACUGGUCUGCCCCACUAUGGUCACAUCCUAGCUGGUACCAUCAAGGACAUUGUUACUCGCUUUGCCCACCAGAGCGGCUUCCAUGUGGACCGUCGCUUUGGAUGGGACUGUCAUGGCCUGCCUGUGGAGUAUGAGAUUGAUAAGACUCUGGGGAUCAAAGGCCCGGAAGAUGUGGCCAAGAUGGGCAUAGCUGAGUACAACAAGCAGUGUCGAAGCAUUGUCAUGAGAUACGCCAGUGAGUGGGAGUCUUCAGUGAAGAGAAUGGGUCGAUGGAUUGACUUCAAGAAUGACUACAAGACUCUUUACCCAUGGUUCAUGGAGACUGUCUGGUGGGUUUUCAAACAGCUGUAUGACAAAGGUCUGGUUUACCGAGGUGUCAAAGUCAUGCCUUUCUCCACUGCCUGCAACACCCCCCUGUCCAACUUUGAGUCCCAUCAGAACUACAAGGAUGUUCAGGAUCCCUCGGUGAUCGUCAACUUCCCGCUGGUUGAGAAUGAGGACGUUUCUUUGAUUGCCUGGACAACCACACCAUGGACGUUGCCGAGCAACCUGGCCCUUUGUGUGAACCCGGAGUUCAUUUAUGUCAAGGUCAAAGAUAUUACCACAGACAAGACCUACAUUAUGAUGGAGGCCAGACUGGGGGCUCUGUUUAAGUCAGAGAGCGAGUACACUGUCCUGGAAAAAUUUCCUGGUAAGACGCUGAAAGGAAAAAAAUACAAGCCUCUUUUCCAGUACUUUGCAAAGUGCUCAGAGAGAGGAGCAUUCCAGGUGGUGACAGAUAACUACGUCAAAGAGGAAGAGGGCACAGGAGUGGUCCACCAGGCACCUUACUUUGGAGCUGAUGAUUACAGGGUGUGCACCGACUACAACAUCAUCCAGAAGGACCAGGCUCCUAUCUGCCCCGUGGAUGCCUCGGGCUGCUUCACUUCAGAGGUCACUGACUUUGUGGGACAGUAUGUCAAAGAUGCUGACAAGAAUAUCAUCAAAUUCCUGAAGGAGAAGGGACGCCUCGUCAAUGCCAGCACCUUCAAACAUAGUUACCCCUUCUGCUGGAGGUCUGACACGCCACUCAUCUACAAAGCGGUCCCCAGCUGGUUUGUCCGAGUGGAGCACAUGGUGGAGAAACUACUGGACAACAAUGGAAUAUGCUACUGGGUUCCAGAGUUUGUGCGUGAGAAGCGUUUCGGGAACUGGCUGAGAGAUGCACGUGACUGGGCAGUUUCAAGGAACCGUUAUUGGGGCACACCAAUCCCCCUCUGGGUCAGCGAUGACUUUGAGGAGAUAGUUUGCAUAGGGUCCAUGGCCGAACUAGAAGAGCUGACUGGAGUCAAAAUAACUGAUCUGCAUCGGGAAAACAUUGACAGUUUGACAAUCCCCUCACGGCGUGGUAAGGGCGUGCUGCGUAGGAUCACAGAAGUGUUUGACUGCUGGUUUGAGAGUGGCAGCAUGCCUUAUGCUCAGGUUCACUACCCCUUCGAAAACAGGAAGGAGUUUGAGGACAGUUUCCCAGCAGACUUCAUCGCGGAAGGCAUUGACCAGACCAGAGGAUGGUUCUACACCCUGUUGGUGCUCUCCACAGCCCUGUUUGGCAAACCACCCUUCAAAAAUGUCAUUGUUAAUGGACUGGUGCUUGCUAGCGAUGGACAGAAGAUGAGCAAGCGCAAGAAGAACUACCCAGAUCCUGGGCAGAUAGUGCAGCGCUAUGGAGCUGAUGCCCUCAGACUGUACCUCAUCAAUUCUCCUGUAGUGAGAGCAGAGAACCUGCGUUUCAAAGAGGAGGGCGUGAGAGACGUGUUAAAGGACGUCUUCCUGCCGUGGUAUAAUGCCUAUCGCUUCCUGGUGCAGAAUGUACAAAGGUUACAGAAGGAGGAGGAUAUUAAAUUUCUGUACAAUGAAAACACGGCAAAGAAGAGUGACAAUAUCAUGGAUAAAUGGAUUCAGUCAUUCACACAGUCCCUCAUCCAGUUCUUCAAGGCUGAGAUGGAUGCGUACCGCCUGUACACCGUCGUGCCUCGCCUGGUCAAGUUUGUUGACAUGCUCACCAACUGGUAUGUCAGGACCAACAGACGCCGCCUGAAGGGAGAGAGUGGCACUGAGGACUGCUUGUGGGCGCUGGAAACCCUCUUCAGUGUUCUGUUCUCUAUGUGCAGGCUGAUGGCACCUUUCACACCCUUCAUUACCGAGAUGAUGUACCAAAAUCUGCUUCACCUCAUUGACCCUGCCUCUGUUGAAGAGAAGGACAACAGCAGCAUCCACUAUCUCAUGCUGCCUCAAGUCAGGGAGAACUUGAUUGACAAGCGCAUUGAAAGCGCCGUCUCUCAGAUGCAGUCUGUGAUUGAGCUGGGCAGAGUGAUCAGAGACAGGAAGACCCUGCCUGUCAAGUACCCAUUGAAGGAGGUGGUGGUCAUCCACCAGGACCCAGAGGCUCUGAAAGACAUCCAGUCACUGCAGAAAUACAUCCUUGAAGAGCUUAAUGUGCGACAGUUGACACUUUCAACAGACAAGGACAAGUAUGGUAUCCGCCUGAGAGCUGAGCCAGACCACAUGGUGCUGGGCAAGAGAUUAAAGGGGGCCUUCAAAGCAGUCACCGCUUCUAUCAAGGAGCUCACCAGCGAACAGCUUGAAGCCUUCCAGAAGAAAGGAUCUAUAAUGGUGGAUGGUCAUGAGCUCCAUGAAGAGGACCUGAGGCUUAUAUACACCUUUGACCAGAGCGCUGGUUCGGCUGCGCAAUAUGAAGCACACUCUGACGCACAGGUCCUGAUACUGUUGGAUGUCACCCCAGAUCAGUCUAUGGUGGAUGAAGGCGUUGCCAGAGAGGUCAUCAACCGCAUUCAGAAACUACGCAAGAAGGGGCAUUUGGUGCCAUCAGAUGAGAUAACAGUGUACUACCGCUCCCAGCCAGAGGGGGAGUACUUGGACUCUGUGAUCCAGGCUCACACUAACUUUAUCCUGGCUACCACCAAGGCUCCACUGCUUCCCUUCCCUGUCCCCAAAACUGCCAGCAUCAUCAUAGAGGAAAAGACUCAGCUGAAGGGUUCAGACUUGGAGUUAACCAUAGUAAAGGGAUCUUCAGCCCCUCGGGUUCCUCUAAAUGGACCAGCUUGCACAUACGUCAACCUCAGGGUGAAGGUCAACAACAAAGAACAAGAGGGUGUAGUGCUGUUGGAGAAUCCCAAAGGGGAUAACAGACCAGACUUGGACAAGCUGAAGAAAGUGUGCAGCAGCAUCUUUGGAACCAAUAACACACAGCUCAAAGUCUUCAGUGACGGGACUGAGCUUUCCAGCAAAACGGACCUCCAGGCUCUGACCGGUAAAACUUUGUCAGUGACCACAGGACCUUCCUCACCUGGCCCCGCCCCCUCCACCGACACCAUCCUGUGUCCUUAUGUAAACCUUCUGCUAUGUAACGCACAGCCAGCUGAGUGCCAAUCAGGAGAGGUGGGCACCCUCCUACUGGUCAACCCAGUCGGCCAAAACGUGCUUAACCUCAAAGGCUUGUUCUCUGAGGCUGCCAAAGUUUUUGGCCUCCGUAGCAGACGGCUCAAACUCUACCUGGAUGAAGACCUUACUCAGGAGCUGUCAGGUGAGUUUUCGGUGAAAUCUCUCAACACCAAAACUCUGUUUGUGAGAGUUCUUCCUACCACCGCCGAAGCAUAAAUCCACAAACCAUCUGAAGAACACUUGACAGACCACAGGUUCCCUAAAUGAAGCUUUCUACCACUCAAUAGCCUGACUGAUGUAUCAUGGAUUUAUGGCAGCAUGAAGUGACUUCAUGUGUUUGGAUGCAAAGCAGGCUUGUCUGUCAAAUUCAGAACUGUAUUCAGAACAAAAUCUAUAGAGUCACAAGCAACAAUGUCUUUUUGUAAGAUAAAUGCAUACAAAAAAAGAGCAAUGUCCUCAUAUUUAAACAGGGUGUAACUGUUUUUCUUCUUGACAAAACUUAAUGGUCUCUCUCACUUCCACCCCACCCCCCCCCCCGACUUGCACACAGGUUUUCCCCCUCAUUAUUAACCCUAUCAGCAUCUCUAAGUACCUUUUUCUGAUAAAUGUCUUGUUAGGUCAUAUUUAAUAUGGACCAGGAAGGGAUUUUUCUGGGUAAUGGUGGGUGUACAUUCUUCGGUAAAAAGUGGAUUCACCUCUGUAACAGAUGGUUUGUGCAGAACCAGCUCUUUCCAGGUUUCCAGGAAACUCUUUAAUUUGAUUAACUGUCAAUUUUUACCAGUGGAUGAUUUUCUUUAUUAUGAUAAUGAUGCAAGCUACUUCCCUUCAAGGCUUAUUUAAAGGGAGCUUAGUCCAGAGUAAUUAUUGCUUUGUCUCCUAAUUGGAAAAGAAAAUUUGGGCUAUUGUGCUUAUACACCAUUUUGAAUUUAACAGAUAAACCCAUUGUACUCAUUGCAUUGAGAACCAUUUGACAAUGGAAAAAGCAUUUAAAAGGUGAAAUGGGUUUCUGGGCUGCUGUACCUGGGGACAAAGAGGUUCUGUAAUGAAAAGAGCAACAAAUGAAUAAUGUACUAUUUUAAGUGGCUGAAUAAAUCAAAGGUGACUUAGAAUCAA